CCGUCAUGGCUGUGCUUGUACUUACGCGGUUGUACUGGACAGCCUGCGUGUCUCCUGCGUGUAUUUUCUUGAUCCUGUUUCCCUUACAAAUAGCGUCCGUCUCUUCUGUCCUUUCCUUUUUCUUCAUUCAUCUAUACACACUCGCUUUGUUUACGACCUUUGGCUAGCUCUCUCUCACUUUUAGUACAUAGUGUAUAUAUCUGUUGUCCAUAUAACGCCAUUAGUACAUAGUGUAUAUAUCUCUUUCCGCACCUCCUCAAUUCAAAGUUAUAACGGAUAAUGUCAUCGACAAGUUCAACUGGAUACUCUGAGGUUAACACCUCUAGUUUACCUGAAGUCACUUGGUUACCCAUCAUGUCAGGCUCUCGCAUGAUUUUCAAUGGGUUUAUUCCAGCACGUACUUAUUUUGAACAUCGUGCUCAAUGGGAGCCUCUUCCCUUGGCGCAAGUUGGAUUCGAAGCGACUGAUCAUAUAGACCCGCAACUACUUGUAAACACCACAAACACCACACCUGAUAACGAAGUUAAUAACGAAGCUCACGAUGCUGUUGAUCAAGAAAUCGAAGUGGGUGAUGUGAUGGACAUCAACUCCAGCCCUCGAGCUCAGCGAUACAUUCGCCGCAAUUCCAACCAGUCAGUCCGCAAUGCGAAUGUCAUAGAUCUUACGCUCAGCCCUCGAGUUCGACGCGAGAUCGAACGGCUUGAACAGUAUCAUCGCACUCGCGGAGUUAAACAAGAGAUGCGCCGGAUAAUCAAGGUGGUCCAGGACAAGCGCAGAUCAGAGUUUCGCCUGCUCCGCGAGGCGCUUGGUGAGGUCUAUGCUUACAGUGGCCCAUACCUUGAAAAGACGGGUGAUAAAGAAGCUGCUGCUGAAUUGAUACGAGGAGGAGCUUUAGGUGCCGAGUUUGUCCAAGAUUUUGAUAACGACGCCAAAUGGGCGUGGCUUCAAAUCCGCGUUAAUGCCUCCAGAGAUAGCUUUUGAUUUUGUGGAUUGGUAGUUUUUCAAGUUCCUUUUCAUCUCAUCACGUAUAUGUUCAUCUCAAUAAAUGUCUCGAUAGUUCCAAUUGGGUCAUUUCUAGUCUAGUCUGCUUGUAAAUAAUGUGGAUUUCAGUUCAUCACAUCAUUUUAUCUCAUUAAGUACAAUUUGAUCUUGUUAUGGAGUUAGUUCCUGUCCG
Melampsora larici-populina 98AG31 is the source of this 1174-nucleotide messenger RNA. RefSeq lists its product as uncharacterized. Lineage: Eukaryota; Fungi; Basidiomycota; Pucciniomycetes; Pucciniales; Melampsoraceae. The record is from RefSeq and is a predicted model, not a curated record. The transcript is spliced from 3 exons. The coding region runs from base 280 to 981 and encodes 233 amino acids.